Molecule: messenger RNA, 2151 nt
Organism: Bactrocera latifrons
Lineage: Eukaryota; Metazoa; Arthropoda; Insecta; Diptera; Tephritidae
Gene: Fip1
Product: pre-mRNA 3'-end-processing factor FIP1
Exons: 6
Coding region: 1-1968 (655 amino acids)
Cellular component (GO): mRNA cleavage and polyadenylation specificity factor complex
Molecular function (GO): RNA binding
Source: RefSeq, a predicted model, not a curated record
AUGGCCGAUGAUACCAAUGAAGACAGCUGGCUUUAUGGCACAUCGAAUCCUGAUUCUACAACGAAUGAAGAGAAUGUUGAAGCAGCAGCCGGCAUUGGCGAUGAAAGACCGCUUCUUUCGCAAAAAUCAGAAAAUGAAGCAACCGCUUUGGGGGGAGCAAGUGAAGCAAUAGUGCCACCACUGGGGGGGUCUGCUGAUGAAGAGGAACCAUUUGGGGAAUUCGAAGAUCCAGCACAAGAAAUGGAAGAGGAUGAAGAAGCCGCAGCUGCAGCUGCUAGCACAGUGGCUGAUACUACUGAUGGCGACGAUGAUACGGGCGAAAACGCACAAAAGUCGAAAAGUUCGGAAGAUGGUGAGGCGAAUUCUGACGAUGACGACGAUUCCGACGAUGAUAUUAAUGUGGUAAUUGGUGAUAUAAAAGCAGCACCCAGCACGUAUAAUAUUAAGCAGCGAGCAAAUUUAUUGGGUGGACCACCAGGAUCAGUCCAAGAAAAGACCAAGUCUGGCGCGCCAGGCGGAAAAUUCAGUGUUGAAGACUUUGAAGGCGUUGGUACAAUAAACGGUGUUCCAGCACAUGAAUUUAGUAUUGAUUCCUUAGAAGAUAAACCGUGGCGAAAACCUGGAGCGGAUAUAACAGAUUAUUUUAAUUACGGUUUCAAUGAAGAGACCUGGCGUGCUUAUUGUGAACGACAGAAAAGAUUUCGUAUUCAAGAAAGUGGUGUUGGCUUGGCUAGUUUAACACAAAAUAUAAAUCAAUCUGGUGAAAGACAGCAUGACGGUCCUGCAAAUGGUGCGCCAAUUACCACAAUGACACAAGGGAUGGUGCCGGAUCAGAUGCAAUUGCCACCACCAGGAAUUUUGCCACCACCUCAAGGUAUGCAUCAUGGACCGCCUCGUAUGGGAAUGGGUAUGCCACGUGGACCAAGACCAAUUGUCAGUACAAACAGUAAAGAGAAUCCUAUCCAAGUAAUGACAGCUGAAUGUCGGGAAUAUUCACGUCCUGGUACGGUAUCACAAAUACCAACAAAUUUUGGUGCACCACCGCCUAAUGACGAACCGUAUUUCCCGGAACCCGAAACAUUUGACUAUGGUUAUGAGCCUACACAAGAGUCACAAUGGAAUAAUGAAAAUCCAAAUUGGAUGCCUUCAGGAAUAAAAGAGUUGACGCCCGGGCCUAGUAUGGCACCACCACCUGCAGCUGGUAUGGCUGGGCCACCUGGUGUGCCACCAAUGGGUGUCCCCCCACCACAAAUGCGGCAACAUCCACCGUUAUUACCUGGGAUGCCUCCACCAAAUAUGGCCAUGGGGCCACCUCCACCAGGUAUGGGCAUGAUGAUGGGUCCCGGAGGAGCACCACCAAUGAGAAUGCCGAUGGGGCCACCACGAAUGAUGGCUCCACAUGGUGGUGGGCAACCAAAUCCCGUUCUUAUGGAUCGCGAACGGCACGAGCGUGAGCGUGAAAGAGAGCGCGAAUAUGAGCGUACGGACCGAAGAGAUAGAGACAGGGAUCGCGACCGUGAAAGAGAUCGAGAAACCGAAAGAGAGCGGGAACGUGAACGAGAGCGAGAAAGAGAACGUGAAAGACCACGACGUGAACGUUCGCGUAGCCGUGAAAAAACCCGAAGACGAUCGAAAUCGCGUGAAAAAGAGCGUGAUCGCGAACGAGACAGAGAACGUGAACGUGAUCGAGAAUCCGAGCGAGAAAGGGAACGAGACAGGAGUGAAAAACUUGAUGACUCUGAUCGUGUUGUAGAUGAAGAACGUGAACGAAGAAGACGCGAUCGAGAGCGAGAUCGUGAACGAGAAAGGUCGCGGCGAGAGCGCUCACGUAGCCGUGAAAAAACUCGGCGCCGCUCCAAAUCUCGUGAAAAAGAGCGUGAGAGAAGCAGUAAAACAAGUAGCACAUCUUCAACAAAUCGUAGUGACAAGAAAAAAUCUCAUCGUAAAGAUAAAGAAGAAGAAGAGUAAAUUACAAUAUUCCGGUGUAGAUGUAAACAGCCUGUUAAUUAGAAAAAUAAAAUAUUAAAAGAACACCUAAUAGUUUUUGCCAAAUUAAUAAUUGUUCGAAAUUAGCAAUAAUAUUUAUGACAGAGCAAAGGACAUGGACUUAGAAAUAAUCAGAAUAAACGCUACAUAUAAAAUACAAGUUAA